Racocetra fulgida is the source of this 132-nucleotide messenger RNA. The record is from the annotation of a GenBank genome assembly. Lineage: Eukaryota; Fungi; Glomeromycota; Glomeromycetes; Diversisporales; Gigasporaceae.
GAAGCAACUCUUAAAAAUUCAAUUGUUCGCAAUGUGCGUGACAAGAUAAAGCUUUCAUUUGGUAACUGUUGGGAUGAACCAGAAGUAGAUGAGUAUAUCGCUGCUAUCCUUGACCAAGAUUUAAGAACCUGA